GGCGGAUCUGUCAACAAUGAAAAAUUCUAAAUUUCAUAAAAUUUUCGCAAAAAAUCGCCGCAUAUCAAUCUAAACCAAGAAUGAAAAGAACACGCAGUCAAAGAAACCAACAUUCGUCACCCCCUCACGUUGCAAGGAACACCACAACGCCUUUGAUACGAAAUCAAACGUUGUUUCGAAAUCAUAGCGAAAGUGUCGACAAUGCAAUAAUACGUAAUAAUAAUUUGCAAUUAUCAUUUGGUGAGGAUCAAAUUAACUCAGAAAGUCAGUUGUCUUUUGAGGCUUCCGGAGGCCAAUUCAGGCCGCAUUCAGUGGGCCUGAAUCAACAUCGAUCUGCUUGGCCUGCAGCAAUGAACGGGUUUGCAUUUGGUGGUCAGCAAUUCAUCUCCUGUCCAAGAUUUUUUCAGCAAAGUUUCCGCAGCGCGUUUAAUUAUUAUACGAGAUCCAAUUCGCAGAGAGUUCCAAGAACGACACGGCAAUUCCAGGAAACCCAGCGACAUUGGAAUGCCGGAUUCACGCAACAGCGGAAUCGUAUGCACACGAGUACAAUAUCGACCUCAGAGAUAAAUAAUACCGGUCCCAAAGCAAAUGGUUACUCGAAUAAAAGAAAAGAUUUCAUGCGUCGCAAAUGGCAAGCGUUGCCGGAGGCUGAACAAUGUCGUCCGAAUGAGUUUAGUUUCUCGUUGGUAACGUAUAAUAUGCUCUCUGAUUCAUUGUUGUAUGAAAAUAUGUACCUAUACCAGGAUUGCAAUAACGAUUAUUUGAGUUGGGGAUACCGAAAGGAGAAAUUAUUAGCUGAGUUGCUCGGUUAUGAGGCUGAAGUAAGUUUGUGUUUCGCAGGUUGUAUUGAUACUUUGAAAGUAGGCAUAGCUCUAUGAAACCUGCUGGAAAAAUGAUUAACGUUAGGGUCCCACGUCAAAAGACUGUAAGGGCAUUUGUCCUACUAAUACCGAGGGAUUUCUCCUGGUAUCCCAUUGGCUUUAAUUAUUAAACAUGCUUCCCAUCUAGAUUCUGUUGUGGCCAAUUUAAAAUCAAGUUUUGUGUUGUAGCAGUAUUUAUAGCAUAGAGUAUUAAUCUUGACAACAGCUGUAAUAUAUUACUUUUUCGAGUUUUCUCGUAUUAAACGUAAGCUAUCUGCUAUCCUGUUGACUAUCGCUGUUGCAGGAGAAAAUCAGAGUACAAAGAGAAACACUUCUAUGCUUCUAAUGCAUGAAGUGAGAAUACACACUUGCUAUUGACUGAUUGAUCAAUUCUAUUAUGUAGGUUAUGCAUCCAAUAUCAGCCCAAUUCUUUGUAUAUUAAAAUGUCUUCUAAAAUAUAGGAACUCCAUUUUCACUUUCAUACCUUUGAAAACUUGUCUAAUACAGCUUCUAAUUUUUUUCAUAAAAUUCAAGCUUACAAGGGUUAGGAAAUGCCUGAGCAUACGACGUUGUACCUCUUGACUGUAACGAAGUUGACGUACCUGUAUAUGAAAUAAAAAAUGUUUCGCGAGCGUUUCUCGAGUUUCCAAAGCACGCAAACUAGCGGACCUUUACUGUAAUAUCAUUUACUUUAUCAACAUCCUUCUAUUAAAUUUACAUUACAAACAAAUGUUUUUAAAAUUGGUAGAUUUUGUGUUUACAAGAAGUUGAUGCCAAUCAUUACGAAAAUUGGUUCCUGCCUAAACUGCACGAAGCAGGUAUUUCUCAACUACGAAGCAGAUAGUAAAAAUAUUGUUAGAUAGCAUAAAGUGUAGAAGUUUGAGUGUUCAUCUGCCUGUUUGGUUCGUACGUUCUGGUAACUGAAGAGACAGAAAAUAGUAUUUCUUAAUUAAGCAAGCGACGUUUUUGAUUCACGAACGCCGACCGGAAGUAAAUUAGCCUUUCUCACGCCGCCAUUUUUGGGGUACUGUAAUUUUUCGUAAACGAUUAUAACAAUGUGAAAAGCAAUAUUUCAGAACAAGCUAACUAUUUACAGAGUACAUUUACCAUCAUACACCCAUAAAAUUAUAAAAUGUCGCCGUUAUGUGGUGUUAUGCUCCGGCCCCAUCACAAUCUGCGAGUGUCUGGAUGCGACGGUGCCCUCGUGUUGUACCACAUGCGCUUGGUGAGAGAACGCUCAUGUGUAUAAAUACGAAUGUAUCAUGUACCUAGACGUGUACCAAGCUGCACUAACGAGGCGUAUGCCAUGGCAAAAGAGUACCCCAAAAAUGGCGGCGUGAGAAAGGCUAAUUGAUUAAAAUCACGAACGUGAAACUGCAUGGAUUGCCAUUCCUGAUUUCAAGCCAAAAACUGCUAACGUCAUUUAUGACGGGGCGAUUGACUUCCGGCCCAGACAUUAACCUCGUUACCAGGCUUGACCUGAAAGAGAUUAAACAUGAAGCCUCUUUCAGUUUUGGAUGGCAUGAAAGUAGUUAAUUAUAAAAGCAGUCGUGUUUUCCCAGUCCACUUUACCCAUCUGGUGAUAAACUGUAUUUUUGUUCGAAGCGUGGACGUGUCUUCGUAGUUCGGUUCAGCUAGGGCAGCUCAGCAGUAACUAUUGAAAAUAACUACUUGUAUCGCCCUGCACUUCAGCAGCUUGUUGACAUUAUAACCCCCCUUUUAUUUUGAUAGGAUAUAUGGGAUUGUUCGUCCAAAGAACUGGGGGAAAGCCCGAUGGAUGUGCGAUAUUUUAUCGACAUGCGAAGUUCACUUUGGUCAACCAUAAACUAGUGAGGUACUACACACCCAAGGUGCAGAUCUUAGACAAAGACAACGUCGGAAUCGUUUUACUUCUCAAAGCUAACACACCUGAUCAAGCGGAGAGCCCAUUCAUCUGUGUGGCGAACACUCAUUUGCUGUUCAACAAAAAACGAGGCGAUAUCAAACUCGCUCAACUUGCAUAUCUUUUCGCGGAGAUCAACGAACUUGCAGUGCUAUCGCAAGAUGACCAUGGCAAGACACAUUGCCCUGUUAUACUGUGUGGAGAUCUAAACAGCCUGCCCUAUAGUCCGCUGUAUCAUUUCUUGAUUAAUGGACAGUUAGACUACAGCGCCAGAAGCCCGGCUGUCAUAUCAGGACAGUUAGCGCCUUCUGAGGCCAGAAGAGGGCCAAGCUCAAGGCAGAUACGCACGCCGUUACUUCCGUCGGAGUUUGGUGUCACUGCCGACUGUCAGUGGCGGAAAGAGCAGGAAACCAAGUCUGAAGGCAGUUGUGCACACAUCCAGGACAGAGAUAUACAAGAUUCAGAGAGAGACACAGAACGACAAAGAAAGCCAGAAGAACGCAGUAACCCUUCAGAUCGAUGUAAAUCAAUGAGCUCGAUACAAGCUGAUCCAUAUAGGAACGAGACUCUUAAACACGUGGACUCAAACAUCUCUGAUUUCCGGCUAACCACCAAUACAAACCGAUAUGUUGAAACAAACGAGAUGAAAGGCUUAAAGAUACAUAGGGAUUCGAAAGAGCAACCCAAUCCUGGUCAAGAUGAAUGGAAUAAAGGGCUAGGUGAACGAGAGGUCAGAAUCCAACACACCUCCCAAAAGGAUGGUUUUAACAGGGACCGCAAGUCAGACAGAAAUACGGAGCCCAAUAGACACUCUGAAUGUAGUCGAGUUACUGGUUCUAAUAGAUACACUGAGCAACCCCAAAGACGGAGAGACCACAUGGGAAGCUGUUCACAAGGUAGUAGCACUAUUGACUUGACGCGGGAAUCGCCUAGCCCUAGCAACAGAGGUAGUAGUACUGUUGACUUGACGCGAGAAUCGCCUAGCCCUAGCAACAGAGGUAGUAGUACUGUUGACUUGACGCGGGAAUCACCUAGCCCUCGCAACAGAGUGGCUGAGCCAAGCAGAGACAGCAAAUCAAAUAGACUUGGGGAGAGUAAAUUUUUCAAAGACGCCAAGUCGAACCCAGAUUGGACAGUUGGCAAAUCGGAAAGGAACUCAGAAUUUAUUGAUUUGACAAGAGACACGGAAUCACCCAGGCCUCGCAACAGCAGAGCGCCCGAGGAGAACGGUACUGGCAUUUCUAAUAGAGAUCCAGAUCUCAAUAGAUCCAGCGAGUCAAGCGGACAUACCAGUAGAGCGGGGCAGCAGCACUCUCAUACAUCAUUACCUGCAGCUUCCUCCGAAAUGCAGACCGAAGAAACGAACUACAACAAAAAUGGGACCAUCUCCAUCCCCUGGCAAUUCAAAAGCGUCUACACUCACCGGUUUCGGGACGGAACUCCUGAAGUGACAACAUGUCAUUCAAAAGCAUGCUGUAAUGUGGAUUACAUAUUUUACACAGCUGGCAUUAGAGACAGGCGUGAUACAAAACACAGGGAGUACGUACAAACGGGACAACUAACGUUGCUUGGAAGAUUGGAGUUAAUGGGGAAAACAGAUUUUAACACCAUGAGGUUGCUGCCGAACCAUAUAUUUCCGUCAGAUCACCUGUCGCUUCAAGCGCGGUUUAAGUUGACAUGAGUACUUUUCAGUUCAAACAUGUGUAUAAUGGGAAAAUAUAUAUCUAUUUUUGGACGUUGCUUUGAAGAUUGGAGUUAAUGGGGAAAACAGAUUUUAACACCAUGAGGUUGCUGCCGAACCAUAUAUUUCCGUCAGAUCACCUGUCGCUUCAAGCGCGGUUCAAGUUGACAGAGUACUUUUCAGUUCAAACAUGUGUAUAAUGGGAAAAUAUAUAUCUAU
Messenger RNA from Paramuricea clavata, 4642 nucleotides. The record is from the annotation of a GenBank genome assembly. NCBI's taxonomy places the organism in Eukaryota, Metazoa, Cnidaria, Anthozoa, Malacalcyonacea, Plexauridae.